AUGCAUUUCACUCUCCCACUCUUAUCUUUGUUGUGUGUCUUCCAGGCUGUUGUGGCUUUACCUACGCGAUCUUCUAGUCUUGAUCCUCCCGCUAUCUUGACUCGUCGAGCGGGAACUGAGGAGGUUGUUGCGGAUGGCAGCAUCAAGGAGAAAGCUAUUCAACAAAAGUGUUUUGGCGGUAUCAACAAUGUUUUCUCAGGCGGUAUGCCAUUCACUUCCAGUUACUAUAACAGUCUUAUGUAUACAAAUGGUUUUGCCGGUCUUUGCAACUCUUAUUUCGGGAGUGGUUACCAAUGGGGGAACUGUGGUUCGUACUUUGGAUGCCCAAAUGCCGUCAAUCGAUUUUACAACUCCUACCUGAGUGGAUUCAACGGUCUUUAUGGCCCUUCUAUAUAUACCUUGAAUGAGCAAGACUUGAAAUCAGACACGAAUGCUGUUUGA
This is a messenger RNA of Melampsora larici-populina 98AG31, 441 nucleotides long. RefSeq lists its product as uncharacterized. The record is from RefSeq and is a predicted model, not a curated record. Lineage: Eukaryota; Fungi; Basidiomycota; Pucciniomycetes; Pucciniales; Melampsoraceae. The transcript has 2 exons. Bases 1 to 441 code for a protein of 146 amino acids.